This is a messenger RNA of Drosophila innubila, 611 nucleotides long. RefSeq lists its product as uncharacterized. NCBI's taxonomy places the organism in Eukaryota, Metazoa, Arthropoda, Insecta, Diptera, Drosophilidae. The transcript has a single exon. The record is from RefSeq and is a predicted model, not a curated record. Bases 33 to 473 code for a protein of 146 amino acids. Gene Ontology annotation, molecular function: protein binding.
CGAGGAGCACAGUUAAAGCCAAGAAGUGAAACAUGCGUCAUUUGGUGGUAGUGAUGUUAUUGAUGGCCCUGACAGCGGUUGCAGCCAAAUUGCAGUUGGAAGAGAAUUAUGGGACAGCGGGCAGUGAGGAUAUAUACUUACAGCCUGACAGCAUUGAAGAACAAUUCGAUGAAUACGGUUAUGCAGAUGAAAAUGAAGAUGAGGAUGAUGGGCAGCAGGAUCAGGAUCAGGAGUCUGAGCAGCAAGAGCUGGGCGACAACCUGGACGCAAUUGGAGAAGAUGAAUCCAGCUGCGAGUACAGUUGUCCCCGCUAUUAUCGUCCCGUCUGUGUGAGUCGCAAUGGACAAUUAAUCACAUUUGCUACUCCCUGCGAAUACCACAAUCAGUUGCGUUGCGCCAAUGUGGCCAAGAGGCAACAUGGCCAAGACGCUCCCAUAUUUCAAUUAAUGUACAAUAAUGCAUGCAGAGUUUGAGAUUGAAUCACAAUUUUCAUUUCUUAAAUUCAUCAUCAUUAUUAUUAUAAAUUUUAAAUAGUUUUUGUUCAAAAGCUUAUUUUGUUGGUCACUUAAAAAAUAAAUUAAAACAAAAUAAUUGAGCUUUGGCCUAACAAA